UAUUAAUGUGUCAACUCUAUUUUAAAGGUGACUAGAGCUGGUUUAUCUGUUUUAUAUGACUCACUGCAAAACAUCUAAGUAAUGAUUGAUCAGUUGUUGAAUCUCAACUCUAGUUUUCUUUAAAUAAGUGAAAAUCUCUGUCAGAGUAGUUAAGCUAUUUUAACCUGUUUCCUUCAGAAAUCAGGUUUUCUUUAGAAAUGACUGUGAGAAUCUUAAAAGAAUAGAGAUGCAGCGUGAAAAUCUGUCACUGUGGGGUGUUUUAUUUAUUUAUUUAUUCGUUUAUUUUUUACUUUUAAAAACUGUGGAACAGAGGGUAGCCCAUUCAUUAUGUCUCUUUAGCAGCCGCAGGUGACUGAAUAAUGUAUCAGCCGUCCCCCUUAGCUGAGGCGGCUGCCUGCAAGACCUUACCCGGGGGCGGGAAUGAAUGGUCUUCUUCAAAGGCCGCCCAGUAGCCGGCAGGAAACACGGAAGUUAGUUUUGUUAAGUGUCGUGGCCCGGGACGUGUUGAUCAUUAUGUUUGUUUCGAGAUGCGAGCGUUAAUGCAAACAAUACGGAGCGUUAGACACCGAGCAACAUCAGCUGCGAUGGCUAAAGAAGUUUCAGAGCUCUCUAUUCCAGUCCCAUGGGGAGAGAUCAGAGGUAAAGUCUGGGGUCCUGAUCAUGGUCAUCCGGUGCUGUGCCUGCAUGGCUGGGCUGACAACUGUGGUACUUUCAACAACCUCAUUCCCCUGCUGCCCAAAGGGUGCAGAUAUGUGGCGGUGGACCUGGCGGGUCACGGUCGGUCAUCACAUCGUCCUCCUGGAGUUUUCUACCUCUUUCCUUCGUACGUGGCGGAUGUACUCAGAGUUGCUGACGCCCUGCAGUUGAAGAAAUUCUCUCUCUUGGGUCACAGUAUGGGUGCUGACAUUGCUGGACUGUUCAGUGCACUAUAUCCUGAUAUGGUGGAUGCUCUCGUGCUACUGGACGCUUAUGGAUUCUUACCGACAGAUUCGAAAGACAUACCCAAAGUGAUGAGGCAGGGGAUGGAUGAGAUGCUUCAGUUUGAACAAAAGACAGAAGGAGAGAAAAGAGUCUACACUUACGAGAAGGCAAUUGAGAGGCUGUCAGCUGCAAACCCAUCUCUGUCUGAACGGUCCUUGCACAUCCUGUUAGAGCGAGGUCUCGAUCAAGUUGAAGGGGCAGGAUUUGUGUUCUCCAGAGACCUGCGAGUUAAUUUUAAAAACAUAGUGCGCAUCAGUUUGGAGCAGAGUCUGGAGAUGCAGUCGAGGAUUCAAGCCUCUGUGCUAGUUGUUCUAACAGAAGAAGGCUUUGAUCGGAUAUUUUCUGAACAAGCCCAAAAGAAGUUUACUUUACCACUUCUCCAAGGCUUCAGGGACAGAAAUCACAAGGUGGUGACGGUACCGGGCGAUCAUCACAUCCACCUGAAUAAUCCCGAGGUCGUCGCUCCGUUUGUGUCUGACUUCCUGCAAACUAAAGUGUUGCCAUCGUCAGCCGGCCUGGAGCAAAAGUUAUAAACUGCAAACACUUCCUAACACUGUCACAGUUAAGUCAUGUUUUAAAUUUGUCUAUAAUAUCAACCCGUGUUUAUAUUAACAACUCCCACAAAGUUCCAUCAGCACAUUGCAACUUUAUUGGCAAUUCUAAAUAGGCACCUACAUGGCAGUUCCAGCCAAAACUCUUUUUUUUAAUUUGUUAGACCCAUUAGCACAGCAUGAGUUCACCUCUACAGGAUCACUGUUUUCCAAGAAUGAACAACUUUCGAGGAAGUCCCCAAGUAAAAAGUUGUAGCAGAUGUGGUAAGCCACCAAGAUCCAGAUGCAUCCUGUCUCAUCAUCCGUUGAGUUCGUACGUGAGGACAUGAAAUAGCUUUUCUGAGGACCUCUUCCCCCUUUUUGGCAGAAGGAUGAUAUUUUAAAUCAUGACAAAAUAUUCACCAGUCCACCUCUGCUGUGAAACACUGUGGGAUAAUUUGCAUUUUACGGGACAUGCAAACGGAGGAACUCCUUAGAACAAAUAAAGAAUACAUGAAGCCUGUGGUUCACUUAUGAAUUCUCCCAGGAGGAGAGUCAACAAGAGCAAUUCUGCCCUUCAUUUCCUUGUGCCUGCCAGCUGAAGACAAUAAGAGAUCCUAAAGAGAUUUGCUUAUUUAAUACACAUUUGGCAGCCUCUGUUAUGGCAGUGUCUCUGAUUUGCUGCUCUCUCUGCUGACAUUAAAUGGUGAAUUAGUUGCUCUUCUCACCAGUGACUCCAGAAAGUCUUGUGUUUUUUAGAGGGUCUUAUGUGCAAGAAUUUCUCUUGGUACAGUUUUGGACAGAGCCGGGCUGGCUGUUUCUCCCUGUUUACAGACCGUUAUGCUAUGCUAAGCUAACCUGCUGGCUGUAGUUUCAUAUUUACUGUACAAUCUUCUCAUCUAACUCUUGGCAAGACAGAAAAUAAAUUGUAUUUCCCAAAAAUAUCUGCCUUGAACUCUCUGCCCUGAUCAAUACAAUGCACUGCUUUUUAAUUUCAACUUUAUUUUUAAUCUGAUUCAACCUCCAAAGGUGUGAAAAACUUUCUGUUGCAUUCUGUGGAGAUAAGUGACUUGAACAACUACAGCUCCAUCUCCUCAGCUUUUCUGUCUUGGAAACAUCCUGCAGUCUCCAGAAACUGUAAAAUCAAUUUCCAGGUUUUCUCUUUUUUUUUUUUCAUGUGAAGCCCUGUUCAAUCUGGCCCGAGAGCUUAUCACAUCACCGGCUGCAAAUUACAUACUGUGCUGUGGACAUUACACCCGAUCACAUUGUAUUGGGUCCUUAUCGAUCUCUCAGAGCCCUUUGACACUCUCAUAUUGGAUUGGAUUCUGCUGUUUGUUGUUGGUUUCUUGAUGGAUAGUUUGUAAAAGUAACUAAUGAUAAAAUCAUUAUCAAAUGAUGAAAUCAAAUUUGUCAUUCACAUUUUUAAAUGUACUGUUCUGCUGCGUUUCCAUUAACAUCUGUGCUUUAAAAGUAUUUUGCAACCAUCAACCAUUGCUAUGAAUUUGCUCUGUCUUUUUUUUUUUUUUAGAUGGAUUUUAAAUUUAAAGAACUUUCUGUUGCAUUUCCUGAGUGAAAGGUACAAUAUGAUUUGUAUGUUGUUGUAAUUUAUGGCAACAAAGCUCUGCAGAAAAAAUGCUGCAGUCUGUUUAGAAGAGAAAGUGAGGUGGAGGAUGGAAACAGGGCGAGCUCAGCACAGAAACAUGAUGUGACUGACUGUGCUUUACAGCAAUGCACUACAUGUGUUUACCCUGUGACAGUGGGAGAAUGAAUAAGGAUAACUCAAAAUAAUGCUGAUGGUAAAUUAACUUUAUAUAGCACUUUUCAGAACAAGGUUACAAAGUGCUGUACAAAACAAAUGACAAUAAAAGCAAGAGAGAAAAAAAAUAAAGAAAUAACUGAAAAUACAAAAUUAGAAGACGCACAAUACAAAGAGAGACAACAUAAAAGCUUCAUCAGGCAAGGGAAAGAAAACUUACACAGUGAAAUGAUAAAAGAAUCUCUUAAAAGUACAUUUAUAAGUGUCAGUGAGGUCUUUCUAGAGUUAAGGAGCCCUGUCAGAAAAGGCACGAUGUGUUUUAUGUUUGUUAAUAUUUGACAUUUAAUAAAUUAUUAUAUCAAGAGUAACUUA
Molecule: messenger RNA, 3639 nt
Organism: Toxotes jaculatrix (banded archerfish)
Lineage: Eukaryota; Metazoa; Chordata; Actinopteri; Toxotidae
Product: serine hydrolase-like protein
Exons: 12
Coding region: 528-1514 (328 amino acids)
Source: RefSeq, a predicted model, not a curated record